AAUCAGGAAGUUUUCAAAUAGAAGAUGCUUUCAAACUAGUUUAUCUCGUCAGUUCAAAUGCUUGAUCCGAAUAAUGUUUUUCUUUAUUAAAAAGAUUAAAACGAUGAUGGCAAUACUCAUGGAAAUUUUGUUUUCUGUAUUAGUGUUGUGUGCGACUGUAUGUGCGGUAGAACAAGAUUGGCAUUUUUCAGGUUUAAAUGUUGCGCUUGGAAAACGUGCCAUUCAGACUCCGUUUACACAUGGAUAUCAAAAUGCACCACUUGCCGUUGAUGGAAACAUACCAAACCUUUCGCAAAAUGAUUCCUGCGCUCAAGCGACCGUGCCAUUGAAGAAACAAUACGCCAUUUGGGAAGUAGAUCUCGAGAGCACUUACAAUAUAUCAGGAAUAAAAAUAUAUUACAGAGAAAACACAUCUCUUGAACGUCUAUCACGAUUAACAAUUUUGACCUUCUACAAUACAUGGGAAUCGGUGUCUAAAGACAACUUUUUAAGGUGCCCUGAUUAUCAUGACCAAGAAAUUAAACCACUGGUAUGCCAAGAUAUCAUAAAUGUCGUAUUGCAUCCUCCUGUUCUAUCUAAUCAUGUCAGACUGAAGAUGAAUAAUAGCCUGACCCUCUGUGAAGUAGAAAUUAUAUCAGUCGCCUGCAAACGACCAAAUGUUCCAAAUGGUGGUACGAAUGCCGAAGCAAAGACCUUAAAUGGUAUAUCCAUAAACCUGAAAUGUGAUGAGGGUUUUUUUACAAAUGAAUCGACAUCAAUGUGCACUGCACAGGGUACAUGGAAUCCUCAACCAAGAUGUGCUAAAGGAUGCAAGGAACCUACACUCAGUAACGGGAAAUACGCUUAUACCAACUCUGAAAGAUUGGUUAUUGGGUCGGUUGGGCGGUUGUGGUUCGGAAGCGUAAUCAAUCCACAUUGUUACGAUGGUUAUCAUCUUCAACCAAAUGGAUCAAGAAGAUGUUUGACAAACGAGGAAUGGUCGGGUGAUAUUCCAGAGUGUAAACCUGUUACAUGCCAAGAACGUCCGGAAAGCUUUUCUCAUGGAUAUUUCACCCCUGAACAAAAUCCUCCAUUCAAGCAUGGCUUUACAUUUGUUCCUAAGUGUGAAACAGGUUUUAAGCUUUCCUAUGGUGUAAAUAGGACAUGUUCUCAUGUUAACUACUGGACUGGCAAUAACGCCAGAUGUGAAACAAUAUCAUGCGAAUUAACAAUGCUCGAAAAUGGAUUUUAUACGUUAGGUUCCCAAAAAACUACAUCAAAUGUAAUUAGCGUCGGCUUAUCUAUCAGCCCAAGUUGCAACGAUGGCUACCAUUUAAGCAACAGUAAUAAUCGCACAUGCAAAGAAAAUGGUGAAAUAAGUGGUGAUAGCCCUUUGUGUAAAAAAGUUCAAUGCGACUCAUUUGGACCUCUUCCCAACGGAAAUAUGUGGUUCAAAAAUAACACAUUAACAAUACAUAACGCAUUUGACUAUGGUACAACUAUACUAUCAGAAUGUGAUAAAGGUUUCGAACUUCGUGGUUCUGUUGAGCACAGGUGUCUUAAGAAUGGGUCUUGGUCAGGCAUUACACCAAUUUGUGAAAAAAUCCGGUGCACAAAUCAAACCAUUCUGAAAGAUUUAUAUCAACAAAACACGAAAGAACUACUGUUUGGAGAUGAAUUUAUUGCUGAUUACAACAGCGAACACUUCUAUCUUGUGAAUGGCUCCUUAGACGUGGAAUGUGCAGCCGACGGCAGCCUUAGAUGGGCUACACCACAACCAAUCCUUGCUUCUAUAUGUAAAGUGCAGAAAAACGAUAAUUUUCGGGCAGACACCAGACAUUGCCUCGUUGACGAUAAGUGUGAAGUAGGAAAAACGAUAACGUUUGAAUGUAGAGAAGACUACCAAAUGUUGCAAAUAACUGCAACCUGCCUUCGUAAUCACACAUGGAGCUCAAGGCCAAUUUGCACACCACUGUCUCAACCAACAUCCAAUGGAGCUAUAAUUGGCGUGUCUGUAGCAGUUGGCGUGGCUGUAAUCGCGAUUGUGAUAGCUGUACUGUUGUUUCUACACAGAAGAAAACUACGUAAAAGCAAACCAAAAACGCAUUACGAAAAAGCAGAUGAACUAAAGGAACAAUUGAAUGUUUAUUCUGAAAUCAGUGAAACACACAAGACAGAUCGAAAAAAAGUGGAAGACACUGAAGAAUGUGCAUUCGCGUCGAACACGAGAGUUGUAGUCGAAGACAAAGAGACUUUGAAUCCGAGAUAUCAGUCCUGUUACAGCGUUGAGAGCAGCAAGAAAAUGCCGAUUACAGCAAUUAGAGUAGACGAUUUAUACGACGUUGUUUUGGGAUCGGAGCAUGGAGUCACGAUGAAGAAACAGUUUCAGGAUUUCCCUAAGGGUUUGAAAAAAGACUACAGUGCCGCUCUUCAAAUACAAAACAGACCAAAAAAUAGAUAUAAACAGAUUUAUCCAUAUAAUGACACAAGAGUUAUUCUGCCAAUGGAUGAACGACACCCAGACUACAUAAACGCUAGUUACAUAUAUGGUUAUAACAAGACACGUGCCUUCAUUGCUUCACAAGGCCCCACGGACGAUAUGCUUAUGGAUUUCUGGAGGAUGGUGUGGUAUCUUGACUGCGGUAAGAUCGUCAUGCUUACCAACUUGGAAGAGGACAAAACGAUGAAAUGUGUACAGUACUGGCCAGACGAAGGAUGUAAGGAAUACGAGGACUUCUUAAUAACAAAUCGAGGGACUGAGUAUUUUUCGGACUUCAUCAUCAGGAAAUUAUCCAUACAGAAAACACAUGGGGAAGAAAGAAAAUUGAUCCAUUUUCAUUUCACUGCCUGGCCAGAUAAAAGUGUGCCAAAGUAUUCUUCGUCUCUUGUUCAUUUCCGCCAUAAAGUGGAAACCACUAUUGUUAAUGAAAACGGUCCAGUUAUUGUACACUGCAGUGCCGGUAUCGGACGGACGGGAACAUUUAUUGCUUUGAAUGUUCUAUCUGAACAAGCCGCCACGGAGGGGUAUGUAGACCCAGUGGGCUGUGUGAGCAAUCUGAGGGAACAGAGGGUCAACAUGGUCCAAACGGCGGAACAGUACAUUUUUCUGCACAUGACGCUUUUGGAGACGUUGAUGUUGUCCACAUCGGCUCUUCCCUCGUCAAGGUUCCUGGGAGCGUAUGAAGAACUUCUGGCAUUCGAUAAAACCCAAAGGACCCGGAAGAUUGAUGUCGAGUUUUCUAGGAUGGAGAAAAUGUCUCCCGUGGCUGAUGUAUGUCAAUACGUGAGAGCAAAAGAACUAAGGAACAGGAAUAAGAAUCGGUAUUCAAACAUUCUCCCAGAUGCUGAUCACAUGCCGUAUUUGACUCCCUCCGGAAAGAGGUCUGAACCUGAUUAUAUCAACGCUGUUUUCUUACCGGGCUACAAGAAGAAGCGAGCGUUCAUCGUAACCCAGACACCACUCGAAGCGACCAAGACUGACUUCUGGAGACUGGUGGUGGAACACGAUGUCCAUACAAUCGUCAUGAUGAACAACAAGAGUGAGAUGAAGGAAGAUGAAAUAUAUUGGCCCGAAAAUGAGGAAAAAUAUGAAAUCAUGACAAUUACGAAGACAGGCCUGGAGUGCGAGAAAGGAUUGAGAAAGAUGACGUUUGACUUGAAACGGUUUGGACAGACACGGAAACUUCAACAAAUACAAUUUGAAGGUUGGCCUGAUGAUUCAGCAUUGCCCUCGUCUCCGAAGGAUGUUAUAAACCUCCUUGAUGCAGUGCAGUUCUGGCAACAACAAUCAGGAAACAAUCCUGUCCUCGUGCAUUGCAUGAACGGAGCAGACAGAAGCGGCUUGUUCUGUGUUGCGUCAACAGUCUUGGAGAGGAUGAAGAUUGAACAAGACGUUGCUAUUGCCCAGGUCAUCAAAGAGAUGAGGAACUACAGGGAACAGAUUAUUCCCUCUGUGGACCAGUUCCAGUUCGUGCAUGAAGUUGUCAAGGAAUACAUUCUGCAAAAUGAAACAUACUCCAAUUUCACUUACUGAGGUCGACGGGCUAUUUAAAUCAAUGGGACAAUAAUAUGGCAGCCAUAGGCUUUUUUGUUUUAUUUGGCUUAAACAAUAUUUAUUCAAAUAUUACAGAUAUAUCGUGUAUAAAGUUUGAGCAUAAAUAUAAGGUGCUUGCAUGGGUAACAUUUCAUGAAAAAAAGACAUAUGAUAUAAGCACAAAACAAUAGAUAUACAGAAUAGAGAAUUCGAAGAAAGCUUGAAAGCUUAUACUAUGUAUCGCUUCUGUUAUUCCGUAAGGCUGCUUUUAAUGGUGUAAAGGCUGUUUUGUUUAAUCGAAUACUAACAAAAUGAGAUAUGAAGAAUAAAAAGUGGGGAUAUGAGGAAAAACAUGGUACAGAAGAGGAAGCGACAAUAUGGAAAUGAUAAGAAGGGUGAGAAAGGAAAAACGAAGAGAUAAAGGGAUGUGGACAGGUCGUGUGUUUUAUUUAUACGUGUAUAUUGGUAUUUUUAAUGAUAUUUAAAUAGAUUUCCAUAUUUAUAUAGUUAUAACAUACUCAAUUGCUGUAUGAACAUUUCAAGUUGGUGUACAUAUGUAUAAUAUUUGCAAACAGUGUGGAAUGAACCUAAAACUAAACGGGAGUCAUUUCGCCAUACUGUACGAGUUAGAUUGUCAUUGUCAUAAAGUGCGCCUUUCCUAGUUUUUGUACAUACAAUUGUUUCCGUGUUUGGAAAGCAAGAAAUACAAGUGUUCACACUAAACACCUCUCAAGUACGGAUGUAUCUUUGACUGUUGCUACAAUUAAAGGCAUAGAGGGUACUUGUAUAGCUAUUAUUUAUUGUGUAUGCUUUGAAGUGUUUGAAUCGGAAAUAAGUUUAAUAUUUUACAACAGUUUCAUGUACUCUUUGAUAUUGACUAAACUCUAGUUGGUUUGUUACGUAAAAUGUGUUAUGUGCAAAAUUUAGCUCCGAAAGUGUGAUAGAUCUUUUUUAAUGUUCAUAUAUAUAUAUUGCUUACGAAGAACAGUCGAAAUUUAACGAACAAUAUCGGUGAACAGCGUCGUCACUCGAUAGAUGCUGAUUUGGCUGCGGUUCGGAAAAAGCAUUCUGUUUGCAUGUGAAACCAAACGUACAAACCUUUUCAUUCUAAAUAAUGCCAAAUCACCGUAUUAAGCCAAUAGCUACUGAGAAUUUAAUUCUGAAUAAAAUUGAUCUUAGGGUAUGCGUGACGCUGUCAGCGAAUAUGCAUCCUGCGCAGGAAAAAGUAAUAUGUUCAGUUUUUUGCUAAGUGGUGUGCCUUAGAAACAGGCAAAAUUGGAUAUUCUGAAAAGCGUUUUAAAAGUCCCGCUAAUUCUACUAUACUUGUACACACCAUGAACAAGUUUAAUUUCAUUACGUUCGCAUACUAAAUAGAUAAAUCUUAUUUUUCGGUACUUCCUCCACAGGAUGUUUUCGCUCACAACGUCACAAAAUUGUAUAUAAUGUAUAUCACUUGUUUUAUGUAGACCUUAAUAAUAUGUCUAUAAUUGUUUAUUUAAAUAAUAUGCUUAAUAAAUACUUUCAUUCUA
Mya arenaria is the source of this 5541-nucleotide messenger RNA. Its product is annotated as receptor-type tyrosine-protein phosphatase mu-like. Bases 74 to 4012 code for a protein of 1312 amino acids. The transcript is spliced from 23 exons. The record is from RefSeq and is a predicted model, not a curated record. Gene Ontology annotation, molecular function: protein tyrosine phosphatase activity. Lineage: Eukaryota; Metazoa; Mollusca; Bivalvia; Myida; Myidae. Gene Ontology annotation, biological process: protein dephosphorylation.